Fonsecaea erecta is the source of this 321-nucleotide messenger RNA. RefSeq lists its product as hypothetical. Bases 1 to 321 code for a protein of 106 amino acids. The record is from RefSeq and is a predicted model, not a curated record. The transcript has a single exon. NCBI's taxonomy places the organism in Eukaryota, Fungi, Ascomycota, Eurotiomycetes, Chaetothyriales, Herpotrichiellaceae.
AUGAUUGCAGUUGAUACAGAGUUGCUCGAAGCUUCGACGUCCAACUCGACCCUCGACUUUGGGGGUCUGCCAGCUUUUCCUGAUGACGAUGACAAUUUUGACGAGGCCGAUGUCCAAGUAAGUCAUGGACAGCAGGGUCGAGCAUUCCCCACCUUCAUUGACAAGUACCAAUACAUGCCCGAAGCCCUCGUCCAAGUCGACUACAUUGCCUCGACGGUCUACAGUAUCCGACUCAAUGACCUCGCAUCUUCAAUGGGAGAGAUUGUGUUCGGUGGUGUCAACACUGAAAAUGAAGUAGAGAAUCGAGGGAUAUUGAUAUGA